AUGCUAAGGCAAGCUAUCAGAAAAGCUUCCACUCUUCCACCACACGCUUUGAAGCCAGCUUUUGGGCCAGGCGACCAGGCCGCUGCCAAGGCUUUCAAGCAGGCUGCUGAAAACACACAUCACCACGCUAAGGAGACCUCUGGGUUGUGGCUCAAGAUCUCCAUGUUCGUUGCUGCUCCAGCCAUCGCUUUGGCCGCUGUAAACACCUACUUCGUCGAAGCUGCCCAUGCUGAGCACCGCGAUCACUUGAAGCACGUUCCAGACUCGGAAUGGCCGGUGAACUACGAUUUCCAAAACAUCAGAUCCAAACCUUUCUUCUGGGGCGAUGGUGACAAGACCUUGUUCUGGAACCCAAUUGUCAACAGACACAUCACCGACCAGUAA
Molecule: messenger RNA, 384 nt
Organism: Lachancea dasiensis
Lineage: Eukaryota; Fungi; Ascomycota; Saccharomycetes; Saccharomycetales; Saccharomycetaceae
Source: the annotation of a GenBank genome assembly